Molecule: messenger RNA, 4086 nt
Organism: Colletotrichum lupini
Lineage: Eukaryota; Fungi; Ascomycota; Sordariomycetes; Glomerellales; Glomerellaceae
Product: fungal specific transcription factor domain-containing protein
Exons: 8
Coding region: 1-4086 (1361 amino acids)
Biological process (GO): regulation of DNA-templated transcription; DNA-templated transcription
Molecular function (GO): zinc ion binding; DNA-binding transcription factor activity, RNA polymerase II-specific; DNA binding
Source: RefSeq, a predicted model, not a curated record
AUGCAGACAUAUCUGGACCAUGAAGUGAUUCAGAGGUCUCGGGGACUGGUUCCCGGAACGAGGUCGAAACGUGGCAUGGCGAGCAGAGUUUGGGCACCCGAGGAGAGAAUUAAGCAUCUUGGGAUCUCUGGAGCUCGAGUCGAGCUUGAGUCCCUGACGCUGGAGUCAACCCAGACGCAGCCCAGGACGCGGUUGCCCCGGGGCUCCCUGGCUCGCCGUCACGAACAAAGCUCGCACAUGUGGUCCAUAACGGCGGGGGUGGUGCCUGCGGUUAGCUCCGCUCGGCGGUACUCAGUGGAGGAUUUUGAUGGAGCUUGGCAUGAGCGGGCGGAUGCCGGGCACGUCUCCAGGAGCCAGACAAAUGGCUCCGCAAGCCGCAAGCUGCACGCCGCACGCGCAACGAAAGACGAGACAGGAAGACAGACAGACACUGGACGUCCUGACAAGACUGGACAGAAACUGGACUGGGCAGGUCAGGACAAGACCGGCAGCCGAUCCCGACGGUCUUCGAGCAGACAUCGGACACGGAGUGAAAAACUUAAGCAGCAACCAACACCUUCAUGCGCUAGCGACGAUCAACAAGACAACCCCCCGACGCCAUCCCACCAGCCAGCUACCGACACCUCGACUGAUGAGGCGAGGACAGACGAGACGCUACCUCCGCUACGCUAUUCGUACAUACACUUCCUCCUCCGUACCCUACAUUCCGCGAGAAAUGCUGCGAGCAGAGCAGGCUCUGCAGAAGUGAAGGCCGAGUCACCAGGCGCGACCACUACCCCCGCCACUACCAAGAGCCAGCAGCAGCACCACCAACAACAAUCAGCGCCGCCAAAGAGGACCGUAUGCGAUCACUGUCGAAGGAGAAGAAUCCGUUGCGAUGGCAAGUUCCCUUGUGAGCAAUGCGUGCACGCUUCACUCACCUGCAAGCGCGAGCAUGUCCCUAAGAAAAGAGGACCGAAGCGUGGCCAUGGACGGGUCAUAAAUGAGUUACGCGCCCGGGAGUCGUCCCAAGGAAAGCAGCAACCAAAAGUCCAGAAACCUUUCAAUGCAGAAACUGCGCUCGAGAGUCCUACAGAGUAUGUGCGGCGUCGAUUAUCAGCAGCUUGCCCGCCGCUGAACCUAGACAGCGUCGACAUUGGGAUGAGCGGUAGCGACCUCGGCGAAGCGACAUCUCAACAUUCGUCCAACGCGUCCGCAGCAUCGACCCCUCCGAGCUUUUGGGCUGCCGUCACCUCGAACCCAGGACAUACCAAUGUACCGGAGCCCAGAGGCAUCUUCUCGAGCGAUGAACUACGACCGAGGACGAGGAGCUAUUUCCACAUGAUCCCCCAGCUGGUCGAGCUGUACUACGAGCACAUUUACCCCAUCAUGCCUCUCAUCUACAUGCCGACCGUCCGCGAAACGAUCAACCGACCCAUGACGCCGAGCGAGAAGAACCUGAUUUACGCCCUUUGCGCCUUGACGUCGAUGCACAUGUCUGGUAAAAGCAUCGGCGCGCCUGGACCCACGUCUUGGGAAGUCGUCGGUCGCUUCUUCCUCGACGAGACCAUUUCGACGAGGCAGACGUACGACUUCCUCGAGGAUUUGUCCCUGUCCGCCGUGAUUUCGUCGUUUUACCUGAGCACAUCCUUCUUUGAAAUCAACCAAUCGCGCAAAUCGUGGUACUAUCUCCGGGAAGCGUUGACCAACGCACAGGACCUAGGACUCCAGGACGAUUCAACAUAUUACGGGCUGAGUCGCGAGGAAACGCUAUGCCGACAGAGGGUCUUCUGGAUUCUCUUCGUAACGGAAAGGUCUUUUGCGAUUCUCCGCAACAAGCCAAUUACGUUCAAAAGAACACCGUCGCUACCAACAACACGGCAACCCUACGAAGGCCCCGAUAUUCAUGCCGGUUUUCUGCAGCUUGUUUCAUCCUACACUCCUCUGGACGAAUCGUUCGUGACGGCUUGGAAUGAGGGGUCUGAUCCCCGCGUCAGCGCAACAACGUUUUUGGCUUUGCAAAACCUUCUCUCCCUCCCUCCUGCGUUCCUCCGCCCACAUGGGCGAUCAUCACCACCAACCCAGCCUCAUGGGCAGCUAAUGGGUUCCUAUGGUUCAACGUCAGCCUCUAGAGAUGCUGGGGCACCAGAGCCGACAGACAUUCAGAAAGCCGAUUUGCUCAUCACACAACAAUGGCUUCGACUGAUCGUGUGGCAGUCGUCGAUGAGGCAAGGCCUUCUGAGCUGGACCAACCCGGCCGACUCAGGAGGUGGGGUAUCUUCGGGCAGCGGUGUCGGCGGUGGGAACAGCAUGUGUUUUUCGUUCCCUCUGACAGUUGCACGUGAUACGGCCUCGAUCUUAUCAAGCUUGCCUAGUAAAGCUGUCGAGGUUCACGGAAUGGGUAUCAUGGAGAAGAUCUUCGAAAUCGGAACCUGGUGCGUUAACGUCUUGGGGGCAUGCGAAAGUGUUGGCUUCUCAACCGCCAUGGACUUUACGUCAGGCGAUAUGGGUGUUCUGGGCAGCGGUCGAAAGGGGGCGAGUCUAGACCCUAUCGAGUUCUUUGUGCGUACACUGAGUGCGAGCGACAACUCCCGAAAACAGUUCGCAGAGAAGCUGCUCACCGCUGCCGGCGAGAACCCAGGAAGUAUGAGAACACAACUCAGCCCCGCCAUGUCUGGAAUGAGUUCAGCCGCCGCGGCGAUGAUUGCCGCAGGUCAGGCGCACCACAUGAUGGAGCAAGGCUGGGGACAAGUUGGACAACAAAGAGGGAGCGUUGUGGGCGAAGUCUUUGACGACAACGAAGAGAGCAAUGGCAACAACCAGCAGCAGCAGCAGCAGCAGCAGCAGCAACAACAACAACAACGGCUCGACCUCGGAAGCAACUCAAUGCACCAUCCUUCUACCAUACCAAGUAUGGGGUUGGGAAUCGACCUUGGGUCCGAUCGCUUGACGGGUGGUAUGGGUGGAGUCGACAUGGACGCAAGCAGUGUCGAUCUCAUGAGCCCAUUAGGCCUGACUCGAAGCAACACGUCCGAUAUGGCAGCGAUGGGCAUGCCCGUAUAUGAUACAGCCUGGAGCCCUAGCAGCGGUGGGACGGGGCCGCGCGAAUACCCAGAACAUAAUCCUGGACCUUACACCAAUCAACGUGAAGGGGCCCAAGGCUAUCCCGAUAUGGGGAACGGAAUAAUGAUGCAUGAUCGGAUGGCAACCGGUACCGGCGGUCCCGUGGGAGGCCCCGUUGGUGGGGAGAAUCCUGGUAUGGACCCGCGGCAGCAGCAGCAACAUCAAGGGGAUAAUGGCGGUUAUGACGGACGGAGACCGGAGGACAAGAACGGUGGAUACCCAAAUGGUGGCAGGGAUGUCUCCGCGAGUGUGGAGAAGUGCCGGCCGACGUGGGCCCCGGGUAUUCGGCAGCAGAGUGAAGGGCAUAACGUCUGCGUCGUGACGGCGCGGUUGCGGCUGCGGCCCGUGGAGGCGGGUGAUUUACGUGCUAUUCAUCGGAUGAGGUUGGAUUCUGAGGUUAUGCGGCCUGGCGUCGAGACCGUGGUUGUGGCGGAGGAGAGUCGACGGAGUAUCGAGAGGGUGCGACUCAUGAUGAAGGAAGGGGGGUUCUCAUUUGCUGUUAUGCAAAGAAAUUACCCGACAGAUGAACAGACUAAGAAAACCGAUAACGACACCGAAGCGAACGAGGUAACGGCGGAGGCAGCCGUGAUUGGAUUCAUCGGCAUCACGGGCCCGCCGCAGAUAUUCUACAUUUUCCAACGAGCGUCUUGGGGGAUGGGGUACGCCACUGAGGCGCUGCGGGCGUUUUUAGGGGCGUAUUGGGCUCGACGAAGAGGUCCCGACGGGACGGACUGCGGGCCCGACGGCGGACGGAGAUCGUCCUCGAGGCCGGAGGACAGCAGUGAGGUAGGAGGAGGAAGAUGGCAUGAACAAGAGGAAGGACGAUUUGGGAACGUGUUGGAGGCGCAUGUCCAUGAUGGAAACGUGGGCAGUGAAACGGUGUUACGGAGGUGUGGGUUUGAGUUUGCGUGGGAGACGGUCACGUCUGCGCAUGGACGGGACGAUGUUAGGUGUAUGGUGUAUCGAAUAGAGCGGCCGAAAUGA